Molecule: messenger RNA, 2293 nt
Organism: Papaver somniferum (opium poppy)
Lineage: Eukaryota; Viridiplantae; Streptophyta; Magnoliopsida; Ranunculales; Papaveraceae
Exons: 9
Coding region: 159-2000 (613 amino acids)
Source: RefSeq, a predicted model, not a curated record
AGAGCUCUAAUUGCAAGUCCUUGAGAUGAUCAUAACUCUUCUUUUCUGCAAGUCCUAACUUCGUAAUUCCUAAAAAUAGAAAAAAUCGCAUAAUACAGAGAAAGAGAUAGUAGAAACAAAUAAGUUCGGGUAAAUUGUACUUGAUCUUUGUUUGGGAAAUGCAUAACAUCCUUCAGUCAGAUUUUCGAUCAGCGCUGCAAAUUGCAGCCACUGCAACCCUCUGUUAUCUAAAUCCUUCCAAUUCCUUAGGGAUUUCAUAUAAAGAAUCUCGAAGAUUUACCUCGCCUCUUCUUUAUUAUCAUCAGAAUCGCUCCUCUAAGUCGUUAAGUUUGAGAAUUAGGUCUCUUUCUUCCUCUUCAGAUUCUUCUUCCCCUUCUUCUGUUUCUUGUGAUGUAGGAGGAGAAACCCAGCAGAGGAAGAAUACAAGUAAACCUUCAAUCUGCACAGCUGAUGAACUUCAUUAUGUAUCUGUUCCAAAUACUGAAUGGAGACUCGCUCUUUGGCGUUACCUUCCUUCUCCCCAGGUACCUCCCAGGAAUCACCCUCUUUUGCUCUUAUCUGGAGUUGGUACCAAUGCCAUUGGUUUUGACCUAUCUCCUCAGUCUUCAUUUGCACGCCACAUGUCCAACCAGGGAUAUGAUACAUGGAUUCUUGAAGUUCGAGGUGCUGGGUUGAGUGCUCAAGGAGCAGAAGCCAGUGCAAUUGAACAGUCUGUACAAGAUGGAAUUGCGUCUGAGCUCAUAAAAUCUACUAGUGGGGUUCCAGAUGGUGAUUUGCCUACAGAACUGCAGCCAGCUGUCAAGGACCUAGGUGCUUUGGCCGAGGCAGCAAUCUCUGCUGUACAAAACAAGAAGGAUUUGGAAACAGUCUGGGAUGAAUCACUACUCGUGUCAAAAUUGACUGACACUUUUAUGCGUUUAUCUGAAAGACUUUCUGGCUUUCUUAAUGAUGGUCAAUCAAGGAUCAUCUCUGCUAAACUGUUUGACCAAAUAUCGAAACUCUUGGAAGAUUCUCAGUUGUCUGAACGCUUUAACGAGAUCAGGGGAAAUCUUUCAGGUUUGUUAGAAGCAAGACAAAAUUCUGCUAUUGUCACCCAAGUUAGGGAAUUGAGUCAGAGGCUUGUAAAUACUAUUGAGGAAGGUCAACGUUCUGUUUCUCCACAACUAUUUGACUUACAAGAGCGUCUGUCCACAACUGUUGAGGAUUUUCAGAAACAGCUUGACUUGAUUGUGAAAUAUGAUUGGGACUUUGAAAAUUACCUGGAAGAAGACGUACCUGCAGCGAUGGAGUAUGUAAUGGCUCAAACCAAACCCAAGGAUGGUAAGUUGCUUGCUAUUGGUCAUUCUAUGGGAGGGAUCUUGCUGUAUGCUAUGCUCGCAAAAUAUGGUUCCAAAGGAAGAAACUCCAACUUGGCAGCAAUUGUUACAUUGGCAUCAUCGCUUGACUACUCAGCUUCUAGAUCUUCGCUCAAACUUCUGUUGCCCCUUGCGGAUCCUGCUCAAGCUCUGAACGUCCCAGUUAUUCCGUUAGGGGCAUUGCUUGCGGCUGCUUACCCUCUUUCUUCUCGCCCUCCUUAUGUUUUGUCUUGGCUUAAUCAUCAGAUCUCAGCUGAGGACAUGAUGCAUCCAGAGUUGCUCAAAAAACUUGUCUUGAACAAUUUUUGUACUAUACCAGCUAAGCUUCUUUUGCAGCUAACGACAGCUUUCCGGGAGGGUGGGUUACGUGACAGGAGUGGCACUUUCUUUUACAAGGAUCAUCUUCAAAAUGUCAAUGUUCCUGUUUUAGCACUCGCUGGGGACUUUGAUAUGAUCUGCCCGCCUGAUGCCGUUUAUGAAACAGUCAAAAUAAUUCCUCAACAUUUGGCAACAUAUAAAGUCUUUGGAGAAGAUGGGGGGCCGCAUUAUGCUCAUUAUGACUUGAUUGGAGGACGUUUGGCAGUGGAUCAAGUAUAUCCAUGUAUAGUUGAGUUCCUAAGUGUCCAUGAUGCUGUGCAACAAUAAACCUCGAUAGAGAUUUCAGUUUGUAUGUGGACAAGCUCCUAGAUUGGUACAUACACACUCGGAGAGAGACAGAUCCAUGCAUGUUUGGAAGAGGUUGUUUGUUGGUGUACAUAAACGGCAGUGUCGAAUCUAAUUUUCCUUUUCAUUACAUUACACAUUUUGAUCAAGUGCACAGGUGUUAUUUGUUACUGGGUUUGCGCUUGUGCUAAUUUGCCUGGAUUUGUCUAUGAACUAUUGGAGGCCAUGUCAACAAAUAUAUUUCAUAAAAAAGUAUCCGUAAAAGUAAGAAUGAC